AUGGUCAAUUUCAGCAACAAGGAAAUCGAUUUCAGGGUAAUCAGACUAAUGGGCAACAAGGUUUUCAACCACAAGGCUACUGCAAUUACACUCUCUUUAGCAGAUCGUUCGAUUAAAGUACCCAGAGGAGUAGUGGAAGAUGUUUUGGUGCAAGUUGAAAAGUUCUACUACCCAGUGGACUUUGUGGUGUUAGAUACAGAACCGUUGAAAAAAUGUGUGAAUUAUGUUCCAAUUAUUCUUGGGAGACCCUUCCUUGCUACGGCCAAUGCUCUCAUUAACUAUCGGAAUGGAUUAAUGCAGUUAUCUUUUGGGAACAUGACAAUAGAAAUGAAUGUUUUCAAUUUAUGCAAGCAACCAAUGAACCAUGAUGAUGUGGAAGAUAAGGAAGCAUGCCUUAUAGAGGCCUUGGUGCAAAAACACACAGAAAAGUUAAUUGAAGAAAAUAUAGAUGAUUUUUUCUCUACAAUCGUUAAAGAAGAAUGUAUCGAAGUUGCUACAAAGUGGAAAGAAAAAUGUACCAUUCAAUCUUUUAACAGUGUUGAGAAUGAUGAAGAAAACAAAAAUGAGGAGGUUGAGAUCAGCAAACCAGAGUUAAAGCCCCAACCACAUGGUUUAAAGUAUGUUUAUUUAGAGGAAAAUGAAGAAAAACUUGUGGUCAUUUCAGAUUUGAAAGGGAUAAAUCCCUUGAUUUGCACGCAUCAUAUUUAUUUGGAAGAGAAUGCAAAACCAGUAAGGCAACCACAAAGAAGGUUAAAUCCCCUUAUGCAAGAUGUAGUCAGAAAUGAGGUAUUGAAGCUUUUAAAUGCAGGUGUUAUUUAUCCUAUCUCUGAUAGUAGUUGGGUGAGCCCCACUCAAGUAGUACCUAAGAAAAGUGGGAUAACUGUGGUGAAGAAUGAUGAAGAAGAGCUUAUUCCUACAAGGUUGACUAUAGGUUUUUAUAGGAAGUUCAUACAGGACUUCUCAAAAAUCUUUCAACCUCUUUGCGUUUUAUUGCUUAAGGAUGCAAAGUUCAUAUGGACUAAAGCAUGCCAAGAAGCUUUUGAGAGACUAAAGUCACUCCUCACUACUGCACCAAUUGUGAGACCUCCCAAUUGGUCUCUUCCAUUUGAGUUGAUGUGUGAUGCUAGUGACUAUGCAGUGGAAGCCAUACCAGGUCAAAGGGAGGAUGGAAAACCAUAUGUGGUGUAUUAUGCUAGUAAAACCCUCAAUGAUGCUCAGAACAACUACACAACUACUAAAAAUAAGCUCCUUGUAGUGGUGUUCGCACUCGAUAUAUUCAAGAACUACCUUUUGGGAACUUCAAUAGUAAUUUUUAAUGAUCAUUCGGCCUUGAAAUAUCUACUCAACAAAAAUGAUGCCAAAGCAAGACUUAUCAUAUGGAUCCUUCUUCUUCAAGAAUUUAACAUUCAAAUCAAGGAUAAGCAAGGGGUAGAGAAUGCAGUUGUUGAUCAUCUCUCUCGAGUUAAAGUAGAGCCACAUUUCUAG
Molecule: messenger RNA, 1485 nt
Organism: Vitis riparia (riverbank grape)
Lineage: Eukaryota; Viridiplantae; Streptophyta; Magnoliopsida; Vitales; Vitaceae
Exons: 4
Coding region: 1-1485 (494 amino acids)
Source: RefSeq, a predicted model, not a curated record